CCAAACAGAAAUCCUCAGCCCUGCAAAAUCCUGAAAUUGCAGAGCAAUAAGAAGACGAAAAUCCCCAAUUCGAACAUGGCUUCUGUAGUCUUGACAAUCCUCUGUGCAGCGAGCUUCCUAUUCAUGGCCGUCCGGUCCGACGGCGUCUCUCUGGCCACGGGUCCGGCGGCGGCGGCGGCGCCUGCGGCCCCGGUGGCCGCGGCGCCGAGCUCCGGGACGCUGAACAUAACGGCCGUUCUGGAAAAGGCCGGUCAGUUCAAUACAUACAUAAGCCUGCUGAAAUCCACACAGGUGGGAAAUCAGCUGCAAAUUCAGCUCAACAAUUCGCAACAGGGGAUCACCCUUUUCGCCCCCUCGGACGCCGCUUUUGCAGCUCUGAAACCCGGCACUCUUAACUCAAUUAGCGACCAGGACAAAAUGGCCCUUCUGCAAUACCACGCAUUGCCCAGCUAUUACACACUCGGGCAGUUCCAGACCGUGAGCAACCCCGUUCGGACCAUGGCGUCGGGGAACGGAGGCCCCUUCGGGAUGAACUUCAGUUCCAUCGGCAACAACGUUAAUGUCUCCACGGGUAUUGUGAACGUUGCGAUUUCCGGUGCCGUCUAUUCACAGAACCCCAUUGCCGUGUAUCAGGUCGACAAGGUGCUUCUUCCUACAGACAUUUUCGGCCCAAAGGCCCCCGCCGCUGCUCCCACACCCGAGGCCGGCGCUCCCAUGGUGACGCCCACCGUUUCUCCGUCAUCUGACGGCUCUGCGUCUUCAACUUCUGGGUGCAGAUCUCGGUUUGUGUCGUCCAAUGGCGUUGCUCUGGCUGUGGCUGUUCUGUCUGUGGGAAUCGUGGCUUGCUUGUAACGUCGGUGAGGUGGUAUUAUUUGUUUUUGCUUUCGAAUUACUGUGCUGUUGUGGGGUGGCCUUCCUUCUUUCCUUGCCCUGAAUAAAGGCCAUUCUUUGUAAUUGCGGUGAUGUGGGUAUUAUUAUUAUUGCAUUCUGUAAGCGCCAUGUUCAGAUUUUGUAUUCUGUAUUUCAUAUUUUAAAUUUUUGUUAUGAAAUGGGGAUUUCUGAUGGUUUUUGGAA
Molecule: messenger RNA, 1074 nt
Organism: Cryptomeria japonica (Japanese cedar)
Lineage: Eukaryota; Viridiplantae; Streptophyta; Pinopsida; Cupressales; Cupressaceae
Product: fasciclin-like arabinogalactan protein 12
Exons: 1
Coding region: 76-852 (258 amino acids)
Source: RefSeq, a predicted model, not a curated record